AUGCCAGACGAGAUCGCUCAAGUUCGUUUUCUGAUAGUCGGACGCACCGGUUGGAUCGCCAACAUGGUUGCAGAGCUACUUGAGCAGCGCGGUGAGCGGUACGCGUUUGCGAGCUUCCGUCUCGAGCAGCGCGAGGCCUGUGAGCGCGAACUGGACGCGCUGCGCCCACAGCGGGUCCUGAACUGUGCUGGGGUCACUGGGCGUCCGAACGUCGACUGGUGCGAGGACCACCGGCGCGAGACCGUCCGCAGUAACGUACUGGGCGUGCUGAACCUGGCGGACUGCUGCGCGUCGCGCGGGAUCCACCUCACCAACUUUGCUACCGGCUGUCUAUACCACUACGACGACGGCGAGCACCGGCCUACGGCUGAGGGCGGCAGGCCCUUCACGGAGGACGAUCCGCCGAACUUUUUCGGUAGCUACUACAGUCGCACCAAGGCCAUGGUGGAGGAGCUGCUGCGCAGCGCUUUUGACAAUGUGCUCAUCCUGCGACUGCGCAUGCCCGUGAGCGACGACCUGUCGCCGCGCAGCUUUGUCACGAAAAUCGCACGCUACGAAAAGGUUGUGAAUAUCCCCAACAGCAUGACGGUUUUGACGGAGCUGCUGCCAGUGGCACUGGAUAUGAGCGAGCGCGGCCUUACGGGCGUGUACAACUUUACCAAUCCGGGUAGCAUCUCGCAUAACGAGGUCCUGGAGCUUUACAGAAAAUACAUCGAUCCAAAGUUCCAAUGGAAGAACUUUACGCUCGAGGAGCAGGCAAAAAUCCUCAAGGCCGGCCGCUCCAACUGCGAGCUCGACGUCCGCAAACUGCUGCGGGACAAUCCCGGUGCCCAGAUCCGCGAGGUCCACGCCGCCAUGGAGGAGGUCUUUCGGCGCAUGCAGGCGAAGGGUGUCAAGCCGCUGGUGGCGCCCUAA
Messenger RNA from Cyanidioschyzon merolae strain 10D, 915 nucleotides. RefSeq names its product similar to dTDP-4-dehydrorhamnose reductase. The coding region runs from base 1 to 915 and encodes 304 amino acids. Gene Ontology annotation, cellular component: methionine adenosyltransferase complex. The record is from RefSeq and is a predicted model, not a curated record. NCBI's taxonomy places the organism in Eukaryota, Rhodophyta, Bangiophyceae, Cyanidiales, Cyanidiaceae. Gene Ontology annotation, biological process: S-adenosylmethionine biosynthetic process. Gene Ontology annotation, molecular function: methionine adenosyltransferase regulator activity. The transcript has a single exon.